ACUGGUACAGUAUGGCCGCGGCUACUCUGAAGAAGUUUAAGACGCUCGUUCCGCUUAAUUACAAAGGAGGUGACUCCUUUGAAAUUGCUGGAGAGACUGAACUGCCCUCGUGGUUCCGCGUCGAGUCACUGGUACUACCAAAAAGAAUCCAGGUGGAACCUUGGCUCCUGGAACACAUGUUUGGUGAGGACGGAGAUUACAUCCUGCAUAUUGAAAGUAUGAUGCGUGCCGCGAUUCAUGUGAACGUCUGGGGCCAUGAAAAGCGAGCUGAUAUUUGGAUAUUCGGAGUGCCUAAGUUACAAAGGGAAGUUGCGGCGAUGCUCAAUGACCUGGCUCACGAUGCCCGUUGGAAACUGAUGGAAGCUGAGGCUCUGGAGGCUGGAAUUGAGCGUCGUGCUCUUGAGGAAGCCCGUCGUCGUCAGGCUGCUGCCCAGCACGCUCCCGUGACAGUCCCCGAGGCUGCCACCGAGCCUGCUCCCGUGACAGUCCCCGAGGCUGCCACUGAGCCCGCUCCAGCGACUGCCGGUGAUGCUGCCACCAAGCCCGCUCCAGCGACUGCCGGUGAUGCUGCCACCAAGCCCACUCCUGUGACGGUCCUCGAGGCAGAGGCUGGCGAGGCUGCCACCCAGCCUGCUCCCCUGACAGUCAGCGAGGCUGCCUCUGAGCCUGCCACCAAGCCUGCUCCCGUGACGGUCCCCGAGGCUGGCACCAAACCCGCUCCCGUGACCAUCAGCAAGGCUGCCACCGAGCCCACUUCCGUGACGGUCCUCAAAUCGGCGGCUGGCGAGGCUGCCAUCCAGCCUGCUCCCGUGACGGUCCCCGAGGCUACCACCAGGCCCGCACCAGGGAAGGCUGGCGAGGUUGCCACUGAGCCUGCUGCAGUGAAGCUCCCUGAGGCUGCCACAGAGCCUGCUCCAGCGAAGGCCUGCAAGGCUGCCACCGAGCCCGCUCCCGUGACAGUCAGCGAGCGUGCUCCCGAGACUGCAGGUGAGGCUGACAACAAGCCCACUCCGGUGACAGUCAGCAAGGCUGCCACCGAGCCCACUCCGUUGACAGUCAGCAAGGCUGCCACUGAGCCCACUCCCGUGACAGUCCUCAAGGCUGCCACCAAGCCUGCUACCAAGCCCACUCCCGUGACAGUCCCCAAGGCUGCCACCGAGCCCACUCUGGUGACAGUCAGCAAGGCUGCCACCGAGACCACUCCGGUGACAGUCAGCAAGGCUGCCACCGAGCCCACUCCGGUGACAGUCAGCAAGGCUGCCACCGAGCCCACUCCGGUGACAGUCAGCAAGGCUGCCACCGCGCACGCUCCUGUGAUGGUCCCUGAGGCUGCCACUAAGCCUGCUCCCAUUACGGCAGGUGAGGCUGCCACUGAGCCCACUCCCGUGACAGUCCCCGAGGCUGCCACCGAGCCCGCUACUGUGACCGAGUCUAUUCCAGCGAUGGUGGGCAAGACUGCCCCCAAGCCUGCUCCCAUGACCGAGCCCACUCCAGCGACGGUCACCGAGGGUGCCACCAGGCCCGCUCCAGGGAAGGACGGCGAGGUUGCCACUGAUCCUGCUCCAGUGAAGAUCCCGGAGGUUGCCACCGAGCCCUCUCUGGUGACAGUCAGCCAGGCUGCCACCGAGCCCACUCCGGUGACAGUCAGCCAGGCUGCCACCGAGCCCACUCCGGUGACAGUCAGCAAGGCUGCCACCAAGCCCACUCCGGUGACAGUCAGCAAGGCUGCCACCGAGCCCACUCCGGUGACAGUCAGCAAGGCUGCCACCAAGCCCACUCCCAUGACAGUCCACAAGGCUACCACCGAGCCUGCCACCAAGCCCACUCCCGUGACAGUCCCCAAGGAUGCCACUGAGCCUGCCACCAAGCCCACUCCCGUGACAGUCCCCAAGGCUGCCACCGAGCCCGCUACUGUGACCGAGCAUAUUCCAGCGAUGGCGGGCAAGACUGCCCCCAAGCCUGCUCCCAUGACCGAGCCCACUCCAGCGAAGGUCACCGAGGGUGCCACCAGGCCCGCUCCAGGGAAGGAUGGCAAGGUUGCCACUGAUCCUGCUCCAGCGAAGAUCCCGGAGGUUGCCACAGAGCCCACUCUGGUGACAGUCAGCAAGGCUGCCACCAUGCCCACUCCGGUGACAGUCAGCAAGGCUGCCACCGUGCCCACUCCGGUGACAGUCAGCAAGGCUGCCACAGAGCCCACUCCGGUGACAGUCAGCAAGGCUGCCAGCGAGCCCACUCCGGUGACAGUCAGCAAGGCUGCCACAGAGCCCACUCUGGUGACAGUCAGCCAGGCUGCCACCGAGCCCACUCCGGUGACAGUCAGCCAGGCUGCCACCGAGCCCACUCCGGUGACAGUCAGCAAGGCUGCCACCGAGCCCACUCUGGUGACAGUCAGCAAGGCUGCCACUGAGCCUGCCACCAAGCCCACUCCAGUGACAGUCCCCAAGGCUGCCACCGAGCCCGCUACUGUGACCGAGCAUAUUCCAGCGAUGGCGGGCAAGACUGCCACCAAGCCUGCUCCCAUGACCGAGCCCACUCCAGCGACGGUCACCGAGGGUGCCACCAGGCCCGCUCCAGGAAAGGACGGCAAGGUUGCCACUGAUCCUGCUCCAGUGAAGAUCCCGGAGGCUGCCACAGAGCCCACUCUGGUGACAGUCAGCAAGGCUGCCAGCGAGCCCACUCCCGUGACAGUCAGCAAGGCUGCCACCGUGCCCACUCCGGUGACAGUCAGCAAGGCUGCCAGCGAGCCCACUUCGGUGACAGUCAGCAAGGCUGCCACCGAGCCCACUCCGGUGACAGUCAGCAAGGCUGCCACCGAGCCCACUCCGGUGACAGUCAGCAAGGCUGCCACCGAGCCCACUCCGGUGACAGUCAGCAAGGCUGCCACCGCGCACGCUCCUGUGAUGGUCCCUGAGGCUGCCACUAAGCCUGCUCCCGUUACAGCAGGUGAGGCUGCCACUGAGCCCACUCCCGUGACAGUCCCCAAGGCUGCCACCGAGCCCGCUACUGUGACCGAGUCUAUUCCAGCGAUGGCGGGCAAGACUGCCCCCAAGCCUGCUCCCAUGACCGAGCCCACUCCAGCGACGGUCACCGAGGGUGCCACCAGGCCCGCUCCAGGGAAGGACGGCGAGGUUGCCACUGAUCCUGUUCCAGCGAAGAUCCCGGAGGUUGCCACAGAGCCCACUCCGGUGACAGUCAGCCAGGCUGCCACCAUGCCCACUCCGGUGACAGUCAGCCAGGCUGCCACCCAGCCUACUCCGGUGACAGUCAGCCAGGCUGCCACCGUGCCCACUCCGGUGACAGUCAGCCAGGCUGCCACCGUGCCCACUCCGGUGACAGUCAGCCAGGCUGCCACCGAGCCCACUCCGGUGACAGUCAGCCAGGCUGCCACCGAGCCCACUCCGGUGACAGUCAGCAAGGCUGCCACCGAGCCCACUCCGGUGACAGUCAGCAAGGCUGCCACCACGCACUCUCCUGUGAUGGUCCCCGAGGCUGCCACUAAGCCCGCUCCCGUGACAGUCCCCGAGGCUGCCACUGAGCCUGCCACCAAGCCCGCUCCCGUGACAGUCCCCGAGGCUGCCACUGAGCCUGCCACCAAGCCCGCUCCCGUGACAGUCCCCGAGGCUGCCACUGAGCCUGCCACCAAGCCCGCUCCCGUGACAGUCCCCGAGGCUGCCACUGAGCCUGCCACCAAGCCCACUCCCAUGACAGUCCCCGAGGCUGCCACCGAGCCCGCUACUGUGACCGAGCCUAUUCCAGCGAUGACGGGCAAGACUGCCACCAAGCCUGCUCCCAUGACCGAGCCCACUCCAGCAAAGGUCACCGAGGGUGCCACCAGGCCCGCUCCAGGGAAGGAAGGCGAGGUUGCCACUGAGCCUGCUCCAGUGAAGAUCCCAGAGGUUGCCACCGAGCCCACUCCGGUGACAGUCAGCCAGGCUGCCACCCAGCCCACUCCGGUGACAGUCAGCCAGGCUGCCACCCAGCCUACUCCGGUGACAGUCAGCCAGGCUGCCACCGAGCCCACUCCGGUGACAGUCAGCAAGGCUGCCACCGAGCCCACUCCGGUGACAGUCAGCAAGGCUGCCACCGCGCACGCUCCUGUGAUGGUCCCUGAGGCUGCCACUAAGCCUGCUCCCGUUACAGCAGGUGAGGCUGCCACUGAGCCCACUCCCGUGACAGUCCCCGAGGCUGCCACCGAGCCCGCUACUGUGACUGAGCCUAUUCCAGCGAUGGCGGGCAAGACUGCCCCCAAGCCUGCUCCCAUGACCGAGCCCACUCCAGCGACGGUCACCGAGGGUGCCACCAGGCCCGCUCCAGGGAAGGACGGCGAGGUUGCCACUGAUCCUGUUCCAGCGAAGAUCCCGGAGGUUGCCACAGAGCCCACUCCGGUGACAGUCAGCCAGGCUGCCACCAUGCCCACUCCGGUGACAGUCAGCCAGGCUGCCACCCAGCCUACUCCGGUGACAGUCAGCCAGGCUGCCACCGUGCCCACUCCGGUGACAGUCAGCCAGGCUGCCACCGUGCCCACUCCGGUGACAGUCAGCCAGGCUGCCACCGAGCCCACUCCGGUGACAGUCAGCCAGGCUGCCACCGAGCCCACUCCGGUGACAGUCAGCAAGGCUGCCACCGAGCCCACUCCGGUGACAGUCAGCAAGGCUGCCACCACGCACUCUCCUGUGAUGGUCCCCGAGGCUGCCACUAAGCCCGCUCCCGUGACAGUCCCCGAGGCUGCCACUGAGCCUGCCACCAAGCCCGCUCCCGUGACAGUCCCCGAGGCUGCCACUGAGCCUGCCACCAAGCCCGCUCCCGUGACAGUCCCCGAGGCUGCCACUGAGCCUGCCACCAAGCCCGCUCCCGUGACAGUCCCCGAGGCUGCCACUGAGCCUGCCACCAAGCCCACUCCCAUGACAGUCCCCGAGGCUGCCACCGAGCCCGCUACUGUGACCGAGCCUAUUCCAGCGAUGACGGGCAAGACUGCCACCAAGCCUGCUCCCAUGACCGAGCCCACUCCAGCAAAGGUCACCGAGGGUGCCACCAGGCCCGCUCCAGGGAAGGAAGGCGAGGUUGCCACUGAGCCUGCUCCAGUGAAGAUCCCAGAGGUUGCCACCGAGCCCACUCCGGUGACAGUCAGCCAGGCUGCCACCCAGCCCACUCCGGUGACAGUCAGCCAGGCUGCCACCCAGCCUACUCCGGUGACAGUCAGCCAGGCUGCCACCGUGCCCACUCCGGUGACAGUCAGCCAGGCUGCCACCGUGCCCACUCCGGUGACAGUCAGCCAGGCUGCCACCGAGCCCACUCCGGUGACAGUCAGCCAGGCUGCCACCGAGCCCACUCCGGUGACAGUCAGCAAGGCUGCCACCGAGCCCACUCCGGUGACAGUCAGCAAGGCUGCCACCACGCACUCUCCUGUGAUGGUCCCCGAGGCUGCCACUAAGCCCGCUCCCGUGACAGUCCCCGAGGCUGCCACUGAGCCUGCCACCAAGCCCGCUCCCGUGACAGUCCCCGAGGCUGCCACUGAGCCUGCCACCAAGCCCGCUCCCGUGACAGUCCCCGAGGCUGCCACUGAGCCUGCCACCAAGCCCGCUCCCGUGACAGUCCCCGAGGCUGCCACUGAGCCUGCCACCAAGCCCACUCCCAUGACAGUCCCCGAGGCUGCCACCGAGCCCGCUACUGUGACCGAGUCUAUUCCAGCGAUGGUGGGCAAGACUGCCCCCAAGCCUGCUCCCAUGACCGAGCCCACUCCAGCGACGGUCACCGAGGGUGCCACCAGGCCCGCUCCAGGAAAGGACAGCGAGGUUGCCACUGAGCCUGCUCCAGUGAAGAUCCCGGAGGCUGCCACCGAGCCCACUCCUGUGAUUGUUUUCGAGGCAGCGGCUGGCAAGGCUGCUGCCGAGCCCACUCUAGUGACAGUUAGCGAGGCUGCCACCCAGCCCACUCCCAUGAAGGUCCCCGAGGCUGCCACCAGGCCCGCUCCAGCGAAGGUCCCCGAGGCUGCCAUCAAGCCUGCUCCUGUGACGGCCAGAGAGGCUGCCACGGAGCCCGCUCUAGCGAUGGCCAACAAGGAUGCCACCAAGGCUGCCACCGCUCCCUCGACAGCAAGUGAGGCUGCCACUGAGCCCACUCCUGUGAAGGUCCUCGAAGUGGCUGGUGAGGCUGCCACCCAGCCCGCUCCCGUGACUGUUCUCGAGGUGGAGGCUGGCAAGGCUGCUGCCAAGCCCACUCCUGUGACAGUUCCCGAGGCUGGCACCAAGCCCACUCCCGUGACGGUCCCAGAGGCUGCCACCGCGCCCUCUUCAGCGACAGCCAGCGACGCUGCCACUGAGCCCACUCAUGUGACCAUCUGCAAGACUGCCAUCAGGCCCUCUCUAGUGACAGCCAGCAAAGCUGCCACCGAGCCCGCUCCAGCGAAGGUCCCCGAGGCUGCCACCGAGCCCGCUCCAGCGAAGGUCCCCGAGGCUGCCACCGAGCCCGCUCCAGCGAAGGUCCCCGAGGCUGCCACCGAGCCCGCUCCAGCGAAGGUCCCCGAGGCUGCCACCGAGCCCGCUCCAGCGAAGGUCCCCGAGGCUGCCACCGAGCCCGCUCCAGCGAAGGUCCCCGAGGCUGCCACCGAGCCCGCUCCAGCGAAGGUCCCCGAGGCUGCCACCGAGCCCGCUCCAGCGAAGGUCCUCGAGGCUGCCACCGAGCCCCCUCCAGCGAAGGUCCCCCAGGCUGCCACCAGGCCCGCUCCGGUGAUGGUCAUCCAAGCAGUGGCUGGCAAGGCUGCCACCAAGCCCACUCCCAUGACAGUUCCCGAGGCUGCCACCGAGCCCACUCUAGGGAAGGUCCCCGAGGCUGCCACCGAGCCUGCUCCAGCGAAGGUCCCCGAGGCUGCCACCGAGCCCCCUCCAGCGAAGGUCCCCGAGGCUGCCACCGAGCCCCCUCCAGCGAAGGUCCCCCAGGCUGCCACCGAGCCCGCUCCAGCGAAGGUCCCCGAGGCUGCCACCCAGCCCGCUCCAGCGAAGGUCCCCGAGGCUGCCACCGAGCCCGCUCCAGCGAAGGUCCCCGAGGCUGCCACCGAGCCCGCUCCAGUGAAGGUCCCCGAGGCUGCCACCCAGCCCGCUCCAGUGAAGGUCCCCGAGGCUGCCACCCAGCCCGCUCCCGUGUCGGUCCCCGAGGCUGCCACCCAGCCCGCUCCCGUGUCGGUCCCCGAGGCUGCCACCCAGCCCGCUCCCGUGACUAUUCUCGAGAUGGCUGCUGGCAAGGCUGCCGCCAAGCCCACUCCCGUGACGGUCCCAGAGGCUGCUACUGAGCCCGCUCCCGAGAUGGUCCCCGAGGCUGUCACCGAGCCCCCUCCAGCGAAGGUCCCCGAGGCUGCCACCCAGCCCGCUCCCAUGACUGUUCUCGAGGCGGUGGCUGGCAAGGCUGCCACCGAGCCCGCUCCCGUGACAGUCAGCAAAGCUGCCACCGAGCCCGCUCUAGCGACGGCCAGCAAGGCUGCCACCAAGGCUGCCACCGCUCCCUCGACAGCAGGUAGGGCUGCCACCGAGCCCACUCCUGUGAAGGUCCUCGUAGUGGCUGGUGAGGCUGCCACCCAGCCUGCUCCCAUGACCCCCGAGGCUGCCGCCGAGCCCUCUCCCUUGAUGGCAGGUGAGGCUGCCACCCAGCCCACUCCUGUGAAGGUCCCAGAGGCUGCCACCGUGCCCGCUCCAGUGACGGUCCCUGAAGCUGCCACCGAGUCCGCUCCCAUGACAGUCAGCAAGGCUGCCACCAAGCCCAAACCUGUGACAGUCCCCGAGGCUGCCACCGAGCCCACUCCCGUGACUGCAGGUGAGGCUGCCACCGAGCCCGCUCCAGAGAAGGUCCCAGAGGCUGCCACUGAGCCCGCUCCCGUGACCAUCUGCGAGACUGCCACCAGGCCCACUCCAGCGACUGUCCCUGAGGCUGCCACCAGGCCCGCUCCAGCGACUGUCCCUGAGGCUGCCACCGUGCCCGCUCCAGCGACUGUCCCUGAGGCUGCCACCGUGCCCGCUCCAGCGACUGUCCCUGAGGCUGCCACUGUGCCCGCUCCAGCGACUGUCCCUGAGGCUGCCACUGUGCCCGCUCCAGCGACUGUCCCUGAGGCUGCCACUGUGCCCGCUCCAGCGACUGUCCCUGAGGCUGCCACUGUGCCCGCUCCAGCGACUGUCCCUGAGGCUGCCACCCAGCCCACUCGCGUGAUGGUCAGCGAGGCUGCCACCCAGCCCGCUUCCGUGACGGUCCCCGAGGCUGCCACCCAGCCUGCUCCCGUGACUGUUUUCGAGGCAGCGGGUGGCAAGGCUGCUGCCGAGCCCACUCCAGUGACAGUCAGCGAGGCUACCACUGAGCCUGCCACAAAGCCUGCCACCGAGCCCACUCCCGUGAAGGUCCCUGAAGCUGCAACCAAGCCCACUCCCAUGACAGUCAGCAAGGAUGCCACUGAGUCUGCCACCGAGCCCACUCCCGUGAUGGUCCCCGAGGCUGCCACCGAGCCCGCUCCCGUGAUGGUCCCCGAGGCUGCCACCGAGCCCGCUCCCGUGAUGGUCCCCGAGGCUGCCACCGAGCCCGCUCCCGUGAUGGUCCCCGAGGCUGCCACCGAGCCCGCUCCCCUGACAGUCAGCAAGGCUGCCACUGAGCCUGCCACCAAGCCCACUCCUGUGACAGUCCCCAAGGCUGCCACCGAGCCCACUCCCGUGACUGCAGGUGAGGCUGCCACCAAGCCUGCUCCAGAGAAGGUCCCCGAGGCUGCCACCCAGCCUGCUCCCGUGACUGUUUUCGAGGCAGCGGGUGGCAAGGCUGCUGCCGAGCCCACUCCAGUGACAGUCAGCGAGGCUACCACUGAGCCUGCCACAAAGCCUGCCACCGAGCCCACUCCCGUGAAGGUCCCUGAAGCUGCAACCAAGCCCGCUCCCAUGACAGUCAGCAAGGAUGCCACUGAGUCUGCCACCGAGCCCGCUCCCGUGAUGGUCCCCGAGGCUGCCACCGAGCCCGCUCCCGUGAUGGUCCCCGAGGCUGCCACCGAGCCCGCUCCCAUGAAGGUCCCUGAGGCUGCCACCGAGCCCGCUCCCGUGAAGGUCCCCGAGGCUGCCACCGAGCCCGCUCCCCUGACAGUCAGCAAGGCUGCCACUGAGCCUGCCACCAAGCCCACUCCUGUGACAGUCCCCAAGGCUGCCACCGAGCCCACUCCCGUGACUGCAGGUGAGGCUGCCACCAAGCCUGCUCCAGAGAAGGUCCCCGAGGCUGCCACCCAGCCUGCUCCAGAGAAGGUCCCCGAGGCUGGCACCGAACCCACUCCCGUGAUGGUCCCCGAGGCUGCCACCGAGCCUGCUUCAGUGAUGGUCGGCGAGGCUGCCACUGAGCCCGCUCCCGUGACCAUCUGCGAGACUGCCACCAGGCCCGCUCCAACCACUGUCCCCGAGGCUGCCACCGAGCCCGCUCCAGUGACGGCUGGCGAGACUGCUCCCGAGCCUGCUCCCGUGAUGGCCAGCAAGGCUGCAACCAAGGCUGCCACCGCUCCCUCGACAGCAGAUGAGGCUGCCACCGAGCCCACUCCUAUGAAGGUCCUCGAAGUGGCUGGUGAGGCUGCCACCCAGCCUGCUCCCGUGACCCCCCAGGCUGCCACCAAGCCCACUCCCUUGAUGACAGGUGAGGCUGCCACUGUGCCCGCUCCAGCGAUGGUCCCCGAGGCUGCCACCGAGCCUGCUCCAGCGACUGUCCCCGAGGCUGCCACCGAGCCCACUCCAGCGAAGGCCAACGAGGCUGCCACUGAGCCCGCUCCCGUGACAGUCCCCGAGGUUGCCGCCCACCCGGAUCCGGUGACGGUUCCCGAAGCUGCUGCCGAGCCUGCUCCCGUGGCAGCCAGCGAGGUUGCCACGGAGCCUGCUCCCACCGAGCCCGGUCCAGUGUCAUUCAGUGAGGCUACAGCCCAGCCGGAUCCCGUGGUGGCCGGCGAGGCUGCUGCCGAGCCUGCUCCCCAGGUUCUCUUGGUGGCAGGCAAGGCUGCAGCCCAGCCGGAUCCAGUGAAGGUCCCCGAGGCUACCUUCCAGCCAUCUCCCGUGAUGGCUGGAGAGGCUGCAGCCCAGCGGGAUCCAGUGAGGGUCAGCGAGGCUGCCACCAAGCCUGCUCCCGUGACGGCCAGAGAGGCUGCCGCCCAGCCGGCUCCAGUGCAGGUCCGUGAGGCUGCCCCGCAGCAGACUCCUGUGGAGGUCGCUUAUACUACCCGGUUGGCUCAGUUGAAGGCUAUUGAAGCCUUCACCCAGCACACUUCAGGGGAGGCCCAUCAGAUUGGCAAUGGGCAGUCUCCCAUUGAAGUCUGUGAGGCUGCCACCGGGCAGCAUUCUGUAGAUGCCUCCUCCGAGGCCUUGUCCCAGAAGUGUCCUGAGGCUUUUGAGUGGGGGACCCAGAGUUCUUUGGAUGACAGCUAUGUCAUAAUUCAGCUGCCAGAGGUUGACUGGGAGUCAUUUAUCAUAUUAUAAAUGCAUCUCUAUUGUGAGCCGGGAUAAAAAGUAUACAUACCUGCAAAUCUAGAACCUAGAAGCAGGGGGCUAGCUUGGGCUGAGUAAGGCAGUGGUCUUAAACCUCAGCCUGCCUAAGACUCCCUUCAUCUUUCUUUCUGGUUGUUUGUUUUUUUUUGCCCUAGGAAUUGGGAAGAACGGAGUAGAGCUGUUUUGUUUCCUCCUGUGUUAAA
Apodemus sylvaticus (European woodmouse) is the source of this 10678-nucleotide messenger RNA. Its product is annotated as mucin-4-like. Gene Ontology annotation, molecular function: RNA binding. Gene Ontology annotation, cellular component: protein-containing complex; apical cortex. The transcript has 5 exons. NCBI's taxonomy places the organism in Eukaryota, Metazoa, Chordata, Mammalia, Rodentia, Muridae. Bases 12 to 10466 code for a protein of 3484 amino acids. The record is from RefSeq and is a predicted model, not a curated record.